UUACCUUUAUGACGUUUAAGCCAUGUUUGGGUGUGCAACCCCUGCACAUCCGCAGUCGUUAAUUCGUAUACUUUUUCAAUGUUGAUAUUGCAUUAUAAGCUUGCUAUAAAUUGGAUUGUGUAGUUGUUGCAAGAUGUUGGGGAGCAGUAACACAUGCACGGAGUUUGUUUUCUGGUCCUGUUACUGUUAGUUCAAUUUUUUCAACUGCGUUAAUGAAGCUUUGAAAUGGACCCCUCUUGGGUGUCUGUGGUCCUGAUGCUGUGAUGGUGGAAGUGUUAUGUAAGGUCUAAGAUGAUGUCUGUCCUACUUUUUAAAAGGUAUCUGUCAGUAGGCGGGAUGAAUGCUGUAGGAACUAUUUAGAUAAAUACAUUGAAUCUACAUAAAGUUAAAAUACCAAAUUCUGUUGGCUUUUUAACCUGUACGUUGAUUCUGGUGACAGGCCUUUCCUCACAUUUGAAUGCCACCUGUUAUUAUGACGGAUGACACUCCAACAUGAAACAUGUCUUCUUUUUACAAUUUCAGAUAUUCAGUAAAAAUUGAUUUCAGGAAAUCAUACGAAUGGCCGUUGACCCCGCUGUUUAUGAUCAACAAGCAUGACUUCUGCAUCAGCAGCAUGACUUUGUCUGUGUGUGUGUAUAAACUAGAUCAGAUGAUUCAUAAUGACCAAAAAAAUUGUGCCUGUGGUGCUUUAUUUCAGACUGUGUCUACUAGAGACUUCGAUAUACUAGCUUGAACAGAUUUUGCCAUAUAGAGCGAUAUGUUUUACAAUUGCAGUCUUUUACUGGGUCACACUAAACUCAAACAAAAGAAUCUGUAAACAACCUUGAAUGAAACUCUAUGGGAAAAAGCAUUUGAGUGUUUUGAAAGCUUAAGUGUCUACUAGCUUGCAUUUUGGUCACAACAUUAUUGUUAUUAUUUUAUACAAAACUGGGCUAUUUCAAUACUUUUGUAAUAGGUUGGAAGAACUUCCUUUGUGCAUUACAAAUGUUUUCAGAGUUCAAAAUCAUAUGGAAACAUUUGCGUGUGUUUUGAAUUUUACUAAUGUUGUUGUGACCAUGUAAACACAGUAAGUGAUUUAUCAUAGUAUUUUUAUUGUAACAUUUAUAAUAUUUAUGUUGUGUUUCUACUUAACCUUGUAUAUUUUCCAAUUAUCCAGGGGCAAUGAGUUGCUUCAAGGCUAUCCACCUGCAUCUGUGUACUUGACAUGGAAGGACUUCAGUUCAGACCUUGUUGAACAGGAAGUAAAGCAGGAUUGUUUAUUUUCCUCUGUCUUUAACCAUGGCGACAGUGGAUGGCCUAUUAGGGGACGAGUCAAGUUCGGCUUGCACCAGCUCUACCAUAAACACAGGCUCCGCCUCCAGCCCCCAGAGUGAAGUUGUAACCUGUGUGCUACAAGAACUGUCUCUUCAGCCCGCCCCCAACUUGCUUCCUAUUCAUGAGAGGAAGAAUGUGCUUCAACUCAAACUUCAACGGAGGAGGACUCGAGAAGAACUGGUUAACCAGGGGAUCAUGCCACCACUGAAAAGUUCUGCUUCCUUUCACGAACAAAGACGAAGUUUAGAGCGAGCCAGGACGGAGGACUACCUGAAGAGAAAGAUUCGUUGCCGUCCAGAAAGAUCAGAGCUGGUCAGGAUGCAUAUUCUAGAAGAGACAUCAGCUGAACCCUCUCUUCAAGCCAAACAACUUCUUCUGAAGCGAGCCCGUCUGGCCGUUGACCUGAAUGAUAAAAUCUCCCAGCGGCCCGGUCCAAUGGAGCUCAUUCACAAAAACAUCCUCCCACUGCACAGCACCCUCAAACAAGCCAUCAUAGAUACAGAGUUUCCGAAAGUCGUUGCCGAGAGCUCUUCAUUUGACGAGGAAAGCAGCGACGCCUUCUCACCUGAGCAAGUAGUCUGCCCGGACUCUUCUCCCGGCUCCGCCCACUUACCUUCACCACCUGAGAUACUAGCCAGCGAAACCAUACCCAAACAGGUCACGCCCCCUCCUCCUCCGCCUCCACUGCUGAGCAUAGCUGAACCUGCCCCUCACCAGAAGCUGGCCAAUGGUGCGGGCCAGAAGCAAGCUUUUGCACUGCAAAAGGGUGGCAGUAAAGCGUCUGCUGAGCGUACUGUUCAGCGCACCAAGAAGGUGAGGGAUAAUAAGCCAAAGGUAAAGAAGCUGAAAUACCAUCAGUAUGUUCCUCCGGAUCAAAAAGCAGAGCGUGAUCCUCCACCUCUGCUGGACUCAUCAUACGCCAAACUCCUCUGUCAGCAGCAACUAUUCCUUCAACUGCAGAUCAUCAACCAACAGCAGCAAAACUACAACUACCACACCAUACUGCCGGCACCGCCCAAGCCUCCAGCUGAUCAACAGCCUGCCUCAUCCAAUGGCUCUUCACCAUCCAAGAAUGCCCCGCCCUCUCAUUUAUCAUCCACUAAUUCUGCUGCUCCGCAUUACCAGAUAACAUCAAACUUAGUUAAAAUUGGGUCUCUUCCUCCCAACCUGGAUGAGCUAAAGGUGGCAGAGCUGAAGCAGGAGCUUAAACUGCGUGGCUUGACUGUAUCAGGAACCAAAAACGACCUCAUCGAACGGUUGAAGAACUUUCAUGAACAGAUCAGUGGAAGUAUGCCAACAUCUAAGAACCACACAAUGCCACAGCAACCCCCAGACUCAGCCCCUGCAGUGGGAGGGGCUUCUUCCCCUAACCAAUCAACAGACAGCAACGUAGCGGUCACUUCCCUCCCAUUUGCCACUGUGGAAAGGGGCGGGGCUAAGACGACAACACCACAGAGCAUGCAGUUUGGCAGCACUAGCUCCUCCCCUCCAGUUUCCCCCACCCACUCUGAGCGCUCAUUGGCCGGGAUGAGCCCAGAUGAAAUGAGCUAUAAUGGGGAUGCUUUUGGAGAAAUUGUGACGUCUCCUCUUACCCAGCUAACCUUGCAGCCCUCUUCCCCUUUCACCACAACCGUCCACAUUAAAGAUGAGCACGAAAGCCAAGUGCCUGUGACCUGCUGUCUGGGGUCCCAGCCUACAGCGCCCCCUAUGAACAAGGACCAGAUGCUGCAGGAGAAAGACCGGCACAUUCAGGAGCUCACACGCAUGCUGUUGCAGAAGCAGCAGCUGGUGGAGACUCUGCGCUCGCAGCUGGAGGGCAAACGCGUGGGUGUGCCCGUCCGAGUGAAAGAGGAACCUGCUGGUGUCACUAUGGAGACGGUCACCGUGAAAAAGGAGGUCAUAGAGGUGCAGGAGGAGAGUGAGAUGGUGACAGAGCCUUGGGUGUUCCCACAGGCCGGGCAGACGCAGAUGCUGCAGCAGAGGAUGCAGACAGCUGUGGAACUAGAUCAGGAGCGGCAGCAGCAGCUUGUAUUGCAACAGAAUCAACGGAACCUGCAGCAACAAGUGCAUCAGAGGAAGAGGAAAACACAGAAACACAGCGUGAUGCAAGCCAAGCCAACUCUACAGAAACAACAGGUGUCUCAGUCGGACACGAACCAGCAGUCAAGUCCCGUUUCUUCAUUGACUUUGGAUAUACUCAAAUCUAACUCCGCCCCCACAAUUGUGACUGACAGCAAUGGCAACCAAUUCCUGCUAACAUUGUCAAAUCAAAACGCAGAGGCACCUGCCAGAGUCCACCUCAGUGGCAAAACAACCAAUGAUAUCACGCUUCAGAGACUACAGUCCACACCCAACAGGCCACCGAGCCGGUCAGUCGCUGAAUUGACCAACAAUAAUAACCAAUCUAAAGAGCCCGUACAAACCGUCAUUUUGAAGCAGCCAAUCAAAAAGGCGCUAAAGCCGGCACUUAAAGUGUCGAACAAUUACAAAAAGUCAAACUCUGCAUCCAUCUCAACCCCAGCCAACCAUCAAAAUUUCUUCUCUUCAGUGGAUGCGGUGAGCAACACGAGUCCUGUACCUUCAUCUCCUAACAACAGUAACGAGAAAAUGUGUCUAAGUUUGGACCAGCGGGCUUUGCUCUCAUCUCCAACCUCAUACUUGUGUUCUUCCACUGCUCUUGGUCACCAGGAAAAUGGCUGUAAUCGGCAUGGCGAUGACUUGUUUGACAUCCUAAUUCAACGUGGAGACAUAUCUGAAAAUUUCAAAGCCAGCCCUGAUCCUGUUCUUGAACAUCUCCGUCCAAACACACCCCUUUCAUUAAACCCAUCCCAUCUCAAUGUCUCCGCCCCUCCCUGUGAUGUGCCCCAAACUUUGGUUUUAGAACCUCAACGUCCCCGUGAUGCUUCCAGAAGUUCUGACACCGGAACCGGACGUCUUGAAGAUUUCUUAGAAAGCACUACUGGCAAACCAUUGUUGGGUGUGGAGCCGGGCGGACCCAUGACGCUAAUCGUGGACCUACACAACCAAAUGCUCAGCACACCAAGUAUCCUCGACCACACUUGUUCGCCUAUGGAUACGUGUGACCUGGGUUUCUCCAGUCACUCGCCAUCAGAUUUGGUAGACUCUGUCCCUGACAGCAUGGAUUGGAUUGAUUUUGGAAUGAGUGGUCCUGGUGGGGAGGGGCUGGGAAUAAUGAAUCUGAAUGGACACGCCCCCUCCAGUUUAUUUUCUGCAGACUUUCUGGACACUUCUGAUCUGAACUGGUCCAGUUUAUAGCUCACGAGGCUUAAAUCUUCAACAAAUAUUUCCAAAAGGAACAAACCAGGAUUAUCACUUGCGGGUUUUAUUCGAGUUUUUCAGCAUCGAAAAUUCUUCAACAACUACAGAUUCUCAUAAUUCCUUAAGCGACUCAAGUUGCACUUUUAACAUCUUUUCAUUCUCCUCCACCUUACACACACCCAAAAGUAAACGUUUGUUUCAGAGACAUUUUUUUUGUGUAUUGAUUUUAUCUGGAAGAUCAUUUUAUAGCAUUUUCUCAUCGUUGUGAAUCACUAAAAUGCUUCUUAUAUUUAGCAGAAGACGUCAGACACUUUCCAGAUGAAGUACUAGGUUUUUUUUCAUAGUAAAUGCAUAAUAGUUUUUAUUUCUUAAUAGUAUUUAAAGAAUGUAAUUUAUAGAUGCCGAAGUAACAACGUUUUGAGCUUGCUUUACAAAAUAUAACUGGUCAAUAUAUGCAUUUACUGUGCACGUUACUGAAAAAGUGUUCUACUAUUUGUAGUAUUUUACUGUUUCAUGUGCAAAAAAAAAGCAUAGCAACAUGAAAAAGUUUGUAGUAUCAGCAUUAACAUUGUGGGAUCUGAAAGAAUAUUAUAUUUUUAGAAUUACCAUUCACAUAUCACAUAAAACAUUUCCUACUAACCACCAGAGUUAGUUUUUACCGAUUUUUUUUGUUCAUUUAAGAGAAAAUAAAUGAAUUAUUUAUCCACAUAAACAGUAUAUCAGCAGCUACAACACUGAUGCAGGAGAUGAUUUUAUGAGAUCUGUGAGAUGAUAUAUGCUAUAAAUUUAUAUCAGUUACGUAUUUUCAAUGAAGUACAAUGUAAAACUGUAUACACGUUUAAAGUAUAUUAUUUCUUCAUUUUUUUUUUAUUUUAAAUAUGGCUUUAUUGACUUUUUUCACAGUUGUAAAGACACAGGUUUUUUUGGUUGCUAAAAGAAGCUGUUACAAAUUUUGUAAAUUCUAGUAUUUAGUAUAACUGAAGCUAGCUGCCAAACAGUUAUUAGUUUUUAGAUUACUAGUACAAGCUCAAAAACAAAGUUAAGCCUUCAACUCUAAACAAAACUUGGCUAUUUUUAUAUUUUUUAUACAAGCUAGGUUGACUCAAAAAGGACUGCCAAAUCUUAUGGUAAAUGUGAAGGAGUUUUAUCAAAUUUAUAAAAUGUUUAUUAUUGCUUCAAAAUUUUACGGCACAAAAAUAAUUUUGCAUAUCUUGCUCAAACCGUAGGUGGUGUACUUUGAGUUUAAAAUGUGUGUUUACAAGUAGUUCUUGAAGUCAAUAAGAUGCCUGCACCUUUAUAGAAGUUUGUGUUUAUCUUAUUGCUCUCUAAGUGGGUCGCUUAGUUUGUGUUUUAGUAUAAAUAAACUGUAUAUGCCUAUCACAGUACGCAUCGUACUGUAUGUACUGCACUGUAUUUUGUCAAUACUCCGGUCGUAGAUGGAGUUUUGAUGAUAGAAAUAUGAGCCUAAGAGAUAAUGAAUGUUUCCAAGAUGAUCAGAAUGUAAAGAUUUUACUGUAUAGAAAAUUAUUUUCAACAAGCAGCAUUUACAUCUUAAGGACUUUUGUAGACGCUUGUGUAUAUAUUUUGCUGCACUCUGAAAAGGAAUAAUGCAUUGCUUGAAUGUCCAUUUUUGUAGUUGCAUAUCAGCUCAGGAACCUACAGAUUGUAUUGUGUGCGUGUGUGUGCUCGCGUGUGUGAGUGUAUGUGUGAGCGUGUGUGAGAGAUUUGGGAGAACAGCAUUAUUGUCUGCAGUAUUCACAGUCCAUCUGUCUGAAUUUGCUUUUGCAGGUAUUGUCUGUGGUUGAGCCCAAACUGAACUUUAUUUCUUCAGUACACAAUCCCCUACUGAAUUUAUUGGCCGAAUGUCUUAAUAGGCGGGGCUUAGAGCCUCUUUGGCCUUAUACUUGAGAUUUUUGUUUCUGGAAAAUAAAUAUUAUAAAUGAA
Messenger RNA from Triplophysa dalaica, 6537 nucleotides. It is a transcript of the gene mrtfaa, whose product is annotated as myocardin related transcription factor Aa. Lineage: Eukaryota; Metazoa; Chordata; Actinopteri; Cypriniformes; Nemacheilidae. The record is from RefSeq and is a predicted model, not a curated record. Gene Ontology annotation, biological process: smooth muscle cell differentiation. The transcript has 19 exons. Bases 1279 to 4590 code for a protein of 1103 amino acids.